This is a messenger RNA of Suillus paluster, 399 nucleotides long. RefSeq lists its product as uncharacterized. The annotation marks the transcript as partial. The record is from RefSeq and is a predicted model, not a curated record. Gene Ontology annotation, biological process: rRNA base methylation. Gene Ontology annotation, cellular component: nucleus. The transcript is spliced from 3 exons. Gene Ontology annotation, molecular function: 23S rRNA (adenine(1618)-N(6))-methyltransferase activity. Lineage: Eukaryota; Fungi; Basidiomycota; Agaricomycetes; Boletales; Suillaceae.
GACUUCACCAUGUGUCACCCGCCGUUUUAUAGUAGCGCCGAGGACGUUUCACUUUCAGCCGAAUUCAAGGAGCUUGGUAUGCAGUGGUCCACGAAUGUAAGAGAACAACAAUUGACUCAGGUUUGCUCAGGAGCAGAAGUGGGGAUGAUACCUCCAGACGGAGAAACGAAUUUCGUCGCUCGCAUUUUCUCAGCGAGCCUACAGUUGAUGACGAAGUGGUAUACUUCUAUGCUUGGGAAGAUGUCAUCAAUUCCUGAUAUUGUUACCCUCUUUCGCGAACACAGUGUGCACAACUAUGCUAUAACAGAGUUUAUUCAGGGUCCAACACGCCGUUUGGGCCGUAAGCUGGUCAUUUCAAGAGGCCAGCUUCCUGACGUAUGGCUUCUGGUUGACUUCUAG